AUGGUCUUACAUGUCAGGGAGGUUGUUUACCAUUUGCACCUUGGCCGCAACUAUUGGUUCACCUCCAGCGGUGGGCAGCGGUGCGGAUUGAGCCAUUGGUGGGAAAACAGCAUACGGUGUUUGCUGGUGGUGGCUGCUGUUGAAGCGAGGCUGCUUCGCAUUGGCAGCGGAGCCUGCGGGCUGGCGCUGGAGGAGGACUUCCAGAAGGAAAACUUGGUUGAGAAGGGCAAGUACCUGGUGAGGCGAAGUGUGGAAGAGAAGACGAGCAACUUGUGGAGCUUGUUGCCGAGUUUCGACCCUAGCGUUGAUAGCGCUAAAGAGUAUGCAGACAAGGUGAAGUUUCUCUGGGGCAUAUGCCCUGUGAAGGAUAGAAGUAUGUUGGCACCAAGGUUGGCAUUGCAGUGCAAAGGGACUGCAUGGAGUCAGGUGAGAGCCAUUGAUGCUUCGAAGUUGACAAACCCUGAGACUGGCUACAAGGUACUGUUGAAAGCCUUAGAGACUUGGGAGGAUGCCGAGGAACUUCAGACCUUUGACAAGUUUGAGAAGGCGUUCUACCGGGUGGUCCAAAAGACAGACGAGUCAGCGAUGUCGUUUGUCAAUCGAAUCAAUGUUGCUUUCGAAGAAGUGGGCUCUGAAACAACCGUCCAACAAGUUCGAGUCUUCGUGAUGUUGAGACAGAGUGCCUUGACUGUGGAGGACAAGAAGCGUGUGGUAUCUAUGGCGGGCAACUAUGAUCCGUCGGCUGUGGAAAAGGCAAUGAGGUCCCUGUCGACCAAAGUGCUUGGGCAGACUGAUGCUGGACGCAAAAAGGUGUACCCAGCCAACUUUGUGGAAGAGGAGUUGGAUGAAAUACACUAUGCAGCUGAAGAAGAAUGUGAUGAAGAGCAAGCCUUAGCCAUGCUCAUCGAUGAAGGUGAUGAGACAGCCCUUGCCAUACAGGAGUUCGAGGAUCAGGUGAUCCAUGUCUGUCAGGAAUCACCUGAACUGGCCAUGGCUUUCUCCACGUACCAGGAGGCACGACAGAAGCUUCGAGACAAGUUUCGCAGCAGAGGGUUUUGGCCCCUUCGUCAUGGAAAAGGGAAAGGCAAGAACAAGUCAAAGAAGGGCAAAGGCCCCAGAAAGUAUAAAAGUCUUGCAGAGCGCAUAGCAAGCUCUACCUGUCGUGCCUGUGGAGCACGAGGCCACUGGAAGGAUGAGUGCCCGCUGAAGGACAAGAAUGUGACUGCAGAUGCGAACGUGAUCCUCACGGAAGAGCUCUCAGGGGGUGGUGAACUUCUUGAUGAACUUCCUGGCCAUGAUCUUGCCAAUUGGCAGGAAAGUAGGAAUGGCAGCUUAGGUGACUCAGGCACUGGGAUCAUAGACACCGGUGCAAGCAAGUCCGUGAUCGGCGAAAAGCGAGUGAGUGCACUUUUGUCUACUUUGAAGGCAGAACACCGUGAGAUGCUGCUGUGGCUCAACCUCAAGUUGACAGAGAACCAGAUCAGCUUCAAAGUCAGUCCGCUCUUUCUCAAGCUGACAGCCAUGGCUCUUCCAAGUGCCUCGGGAACGCAAUUUCCGGGACUCCAGACAGAGAUGCUAGAUGCGAUGCUGUCCGGAGAAGUGGAUGCCUCUCUGGCCUUCGAAGAUCGACAACUACCAGAGAUCAAAAGUCGUCGCCCUCCAGGUGUGAUGACCUUGAGGGAGUGGGGUCAGUUGAAGUUCCCGGAAGGGAAGUGGCGUCACAAGUCCUUCUUUCCGGCAUACCAGGAGGACCCAAAGUACGGCAAGUUCAUGAAGGAGCACAGGAAACUGGUGUCAGCUUGGGCACUGAGUUUUCAGGCUUACGUGGAAGCCAUGGACAGGAUGCAGGAAGAUUGCUCGAAGGCCUUCUACCAGGAGUAUGCCAGACAGUGGGCCAAAGCCGAGAUGUCCAAGAUGUAUCCGAAGGCAGAGAUCGAGAAGAGUCAAGGACCAGAGUGGGAGCUGUUGACCGGAGGGGUGUCAUCGCGUCCAAUGAGCACGAUGUCAUCACCAAGUCAGAAGCACCCCAUGGAAGAAGAGCAGUCGCAGAUGGCGAUCGAGGUGCGGCAGAUAGAGGAGAAGAUCACUCGCAUGGCGAUCUUGCAGCGCGAGAUGGACAAGAUCAAGGCCGACUUGGAGGGAACAGAUCAGCAAUUGACCAACCAAUUGCUCAAAAAGAUUGAACUAGCAAUGGGAACAAUUGAAGCAGAGCUGACCUGUCUUCAAAAGAUAUGGCCGACGCUGACCGACUCUCAGACUUUCCAGAAGUUUGGAAGUGAUCUUCUGGAGAUCUAUUGUGAAGAACAUUCUCAAAUCACAGAACAAGCUUGUAAGCUGGGAUUGAAGGCCAGAAGAUUCACUUUCAGUGAUGGAGAUCUUUCUACACCAGAAGGUCAAGCUGCGCUUUGGAAAGUCUUGGAGGAAGAGCGACCGAGAGAAAAGCCACUGGUUUUGGAUGAGUUGCAUGUUUGUGAUGUUGAUGAAGCUUUUGUUGCAGGAGUUGUCAAAAGAAAAAGAGUGUCCGCUGAAGCAGUUCCAGAGAGCUUAGAAGAGCCGGUUUCAGCAGAAGUGAAGCGUCCAAGGUAUCACUGCAAACAGACACCAGCAGGUGACCACGGAUGUGCAGCCGGUGAAUAUUGGGAUGGCAUUUUUAAGAAAAUUGAAACCAUGGUUCCACGGGUAGGCAAACGUGUUUUGGAUGAUGAUGGGGUUUUAGCUCAGAUUCAGAAGGGGGCCCCAAACUUGAAGGUUCAGAGGGUUGAAGCCUGUAGGGGAACUGAGAGGUUGCGCCUUCCUGGAGCUGAUGCGGACCCAGAAACCAUCCCGUUGAGAUUGACCGUGGUCAAAGACCGCAUCACGGGUCAGUCAAUGGUACUUGGCCCAGCUGAGGAAUGGGCUGCUCUGCCAAAAAGGCAGCAAAUUCGAAAGGGUCAAUCUGCAAAGAUGAGCCUCACCAUUUUUGGAAGUUUUCCAAAGUCAGGAGAGCUUGAGACAAUGGGGUCUGAUAAGGAAGCAGGUACUGGGGAUGAUGGUGAAGAUGUUGUUGUGGUAAGUAAAGACCCUCCCAAGAAUGUUCCGGUUCAUGGACCAGGGUACAUGUUGUUGAAUGGUGAUGAAAAGGCUCAGAUUCGAAGGUUGCAUCACAACUUAGGCCAUCCACAUCCACAGAAGUUUGCCUGGUUUUUGAAGGAAAGGCAUGCGGAACCUCAUUUGGUUCAAGGAGCUCUGGACUAUCAGUGCGACAGUUGUGCGGAAACAAAAGCUGGUCCAGACUCCACCCGUCCUGGCACAAUUCAUGAGAAUCUGGGAUUCAAUCAAGUGAUUGGUAUGGACACUGCUGUAUGGACUAAUAGUGUUGGUAAGAACUUUCAGUUUUCUCAUAUCAUUGAUGAAGGGACUUUGUUUCAUGUUGGGUCUCAUGUUGUCAGUGCGGACACAGAUUCUCAAAUACGAGUCUUUGAGAAAUGUUGGAUGUUAUGGGCUGGCACUCCACAAGUUGUGUAUGUUGACCCUGGCACGGAAUAUACGGCAGAAGCAUGGCAGGACAGAAUGCAACGGCAUGACAUCCAUGUCAAAGUCAGUGCAAGUGAAGCACACUGGCAACUGGGGAGAGUGGAAAUUCACGGAUCAGUUGUGAAGAAGAUGUUGAGUCGCAUGGAUUUGGAGUCACCAAUAAAAUCGGUUGGGGAGUUUGAGCAGGCUUUGGUUCAUGUGUUCAAUGCCAAGAACAGUUUAUCCAGAGUGAAGGAAUACUCUCCCGAACAAGCUGUCCUUGGAAUUGCCAAAAGAUUGCCUGGGUCCGUUGUCUCUAGUCAGGGGGUAGGAAGUAUAACUCUGGCUGAAGGGACUGGUCCCGAGAGCGAAGCCUUUCGAGCCAGUCUGGAAAGACGCAGCAGUGCACGCAGAGCUUUCAUAGAAGCUGAUAAUUCAUCCAGUCUUCGUCGUGCGCUUUUGAGGCGGACUCGGCCAAUGCGAGGACCCUUUGAAAUAGGAGAUCUUGUGUUGUAUUGGCGUAGGAGGGGUGCCAAUCUACGUAGAGAUCGUGGUCGCUGGUAUGGGCCAGGGAGUGUUGUUGCAGUCGAAGGGUCCAAGAAUGUUUGGUUGAAUCAUGCUGGAAAGCUAGCGCGCACGAGCCCUGAGCAACUUCGUGCAGCCAGUUUUCGGGAGUGGAAGCAGGCCAAAGAGUUGCUCACAGAGUCUGGCCCAGGGAACUCAGAUUUACAGAGAGCCCUUAAUGAUGGCAGUUUCAUUGAUGUAGAUGGGGAGGAUUUGCCUGACCGGGAAGCUGAAACAGAGGGAUAUGACCCAUCAAUUGGGGAGCCCGAAGGAGAGUUGUCAGUUCAGCCACCUGGGACACCUAAUGGGGAGUUGAGCAAUCAGUCUGAACCGCCUCAAGGAGUGGAACAGUCAGAGAAUGAACUCCCUGAUUACGUGCGUGUGCCGGUUCCAGAAAGUGUCAGUGAGUCCGAUGGUGAUGCCUCACAGGCGGGCGUCAAUCUUGAACCAACGGAUGACCUUCUGUUUGGAGAUGACAUCACCAUGUCUGCAGAUGAUAGGUGUUGCCAGUUCUGGGAGAUUGAAAUUCCUGUUGAAAACCAUGAAGAGCAUGCACUGUUUUGCGCUGGAUCAGCAGAUGAAAGUGUGUUGUUGGUGACUGGAGCAAAGAAGAAACGAGUUGAAGUCCGUUUGAGUGAUUUAAGCAGUGCUGACCAACAGCGCAUGGCGGUGGCCAAGCACAAAGAAAUAGGCGCCUGGCUCAAACAUGGAACUGUGAGAAAAGCAUCCAAAGGAAAAAUUCCUGAGGAAGCAAUCAUGCGCUGCCGAUGGCUGCUCACCUGGAAAUCAGCCUCACCUGAGGAUCACCCCAAGGAUGUGAGUGAGGGUCGUAAGGCAAAGGCCCGGUUGAUUGUUGUUGGAUACGAGGAUCCUGGAGUAGGGGUGGUUCAAAAUGAUUCACCCACACUCACCAAAGAUGGAAGACAGAUGGUGGUGCAACAGGCGAGUAGUCAUGGUUGGGAACUAGUUUCCUUCGAUGUCUCAACUGCCUUUCUUCAAGGCGAAGGAGACGGCCGCUUGCUUGGUUUGUAUCCCACCCCAGAGUUAACAGAAGCCCUUGGGUUGGAACCUGGUGAUCAGUGUCAAUUGGUAGGUAGUGCGUAUGGUCGUGUUGAUGCUCCUUAUUUGUGGUAUUGUAAGUUUCGUGACUCGUUGUUGCAAGAAGGGUCCUUUGUCUUCACUGGCAUAAGGUUUCAGCAGUGGGAUGAUGGCAGUGUGGAGUAUGAUCAGAUUGACUAUAUAGAGAUGAUUAGGCCAAUUGAAAUCCCAGUGCUGAGCCCGAGUGAAGUGACGCAGUUGCGAAGUCUUGUUGGAGCUCUGCAAUAUGCAGCCGUCCAUACCCGUCCCGACAUUGCGGCCAAAGUUGGAGAGAUCCAAAGUAGGGUGGCAAAGGCAACAGUCGAUGACAUGAUUUUUGCAAAUCGAGUGUUGCAUGAGGCAAAGGUUCACCCUGUGACUUUAAUGACAUUGCCGAUUGCCCCUGAACAAGUGACUUUCUGUGCCUUCUCCGAUGCCUCGUUCCUUUCAGGAAAAGAGAAAUAUGCCCAUCAGGGAGGUUUGAUUUUUGUCACGACUCCAGAGUUGCUGGAGAACAAGAGAUCAGUGGUAGCACCAGUAGCUUGGAUGAGCAAGAAAAUUCAACGGGUGACGAGGAGCACCUUGGGGGCUGAAGCAGUGGCAUUGAGUGGGAAUGUUGAUCGUUUGUUGUGGUUGAGGAUUUUGUGGCAGUGGUUGAAUAACCCCUCAAUUGAAUGGCAGUCCCCCGAGAAAGUGUUGCACGAAGCCCGACGAGCUGCUCUUGUGACCGACUGUAAGAGUGCCUAUGACCUUCUGACUCGCACGGCCGUUCCACAGUGUGAGGAGCAUAGGACCACCAUUGAGUGUUUGCUCAUCAGAGAAAGAUUGCAGGCCAAUUGCGUAGUGAGAUGGGUUACAUCAAAUGCUCAGCUUGCAGAUUGUUUGACAAAGAGCAUGGAUGCAAGCGUUUUGCGACAGUGUUUGAAGAGUGGUCGGUAUUCUUUGUUUGAUGAAAAUCGAGUGUUGCAACAGAGAUCUGACAAGCGACAGCGUUUGAAAUGGGCCAAAGAAGUGACGUCCAAGUCUCCAGAAAAUGAGACAGUUUUGAAAUGUACAGAAGAAGUCCGGCAGGACACAUGGGAACAGGACUCAAGUGGCCAGGUUAUCCGCGUACAUGAAUUCUGGAUUGUCCUGUUGAUCUUAGAACCUUGGGGUUGGAGAGAGUAA
This is a messenger RNA of Cladocopium goreaui, 6300 nucleotides long. The record is from the annotation of a GenBank genome assembly. NCBI's taxonomy places the organism in Eukaryota, Dinophyceae, Suessiales, Symbiodiniaceae.